ACUGACUGUUCUCACUAACUCCGUAAUCUAGACAAGAAGGGCUAAGCGUUCAAUAGGAGGCAUGACGCCUGGGUGACCACCACACCAAAGUCGCAUUUUUAAGCACCUUGCAAUGGACUGUUUCCAGUGUAUCAUAAAGCCUGGCUGUAUGUCUGGCUAAUUAAAUGAGGGCUAAUGUCUACUAUAGCAUGCCCAUAAAUGUGGACUGUCGGAGAUAAGCCAGGGGCCUCGGAAAAUUGCGGGCGAGACGGACCAAACGCGCAAAUGCCGACAGUCUUAAUCGACGCCGCAUCUCAGCUGCUCACCGGAUUUCCAUCCAAUCAAUCGGAAAAUCCGGAGUACGACUGUUCCACAGUAUUGUUGGAGACAUUAUACAGCCAGGCGUGUUCCAGACUGAAUACGCGUAAUGACCGAGCCUCCGCGUCAGCGCAGAAGGCCAGCUGUCUCCUGCUCCCUUUGUAGGAGCCGGAAGAUCCGAUGUGAUCGACAAUUGCCCUGUAGCAAUUGCGUGCGCACGCGGAAUGAAAGUUGUGUGUAUGCGAGUCAGGCUUCCCCGGUUCAGCGGAUUCGUCCUGGCCAAGCAACCGAUGUUUUGAAUCAACAGCCCCAGGCUCAUACAAUCCACCUUGAUAGAGUUCCCAACGCCCAUCAACCUCCAGCAUACCAUAAUCACCAGUCCGAUUUUCUAGUGAAUAGCCCCAGUAUCAUAUCGACGGUUUCCAAUCAUUCCGCCGAGGUCGAGGCUUUGAAGAGCAAAAUCAAGCAGCUCGAAGAACAGCUGUCUAGAGCAACCCAGCCGCAUACGCAUUCACCACUGUCAAGUUCAAAGUCCGACAUAGAGACAUCAACAUCACGUAUCACUAACAGACUGCACGUUCAAUAUGAGAACAACUCUGGUCGGCCCGCGGCCAUCACUCGCGGGAUAAUGAACAAGACACGUCUGCUGGGCCAAAGCUACUGGAUGAGCGGUCUUGCUACCCUACUUCGAGAGCUCUUCCAAACACUCGAGCCGUAUUUCCUACAAGAUACGUCCAAGAUUUUCCAAGGCUUCCACAGAUGCAAGGCUUUGGCACGGGUAAUCAAAGCAAAACGAACACCCAAGUGGCCAACGCCGCCGAGUCUUGACCUACCGCCGAAAGAUCUUGCAGACAAGCUCGUCGACUGCUAUUUCCAAACGACCGAGACAAUCUAUCCAAUCAUGCACCUUCCAAGCUUCCAAAUCGAAUAUGACGCUUUAUGGGCGCCUAAUCGCGAACCCAGGAUGGCUUUCGUCGUUCAACUGAAGCUCAUUUUCGCCAUCGGAGCCACCACGUACGACAAGCAAUUUUCCUUGCGUCCCUUGGCCUUUCAAUGGGUAUACGAGGCACAAACCUGGCUUGCAGAGCCAGAUCUCAAGUCACGACUUACCAUUCAAUCUCUACAAACAAGUCUCCUCCUCUUGAUUGCCCGAGAAGCAACAGGUAUAGGCCCGACCUUGACCUCUAUCCCAGCUGGCGAACUCCUCAGAGCAGCAGUGACCAUGGGACUACACCGAGAUCCCAAACACCUUCCCCAUACUACAGUACUCGCCGCGGAGACGCGCCGCCGACUAUGGAACACAAUCAUCGAAGUCAACCUACAAUCGAGCCUAACAUCCGGCACGGCCCCAAUGUUAACCCUAGAUGACUUCGAUACCGAGCCCCCAGGAAACUUUACCGACGAGCAACUCCUGAUGGCGGACCCCGAGCCAACCCCAGAAACCAACCUUACCCGGAUAUCCAUACCCCGAGCCCUCCGCAAGACCUUCCCCCUCCGUCUCACCAUCGCCAGAUUCCUCAACGACCUGACCUCCCCAGGAACAUACGAGGAAACCCUCCGGCUGGACACCCAGCUCCGAGCCUCAUACAAAGUCCUCUGCCAGACCCUCCAAUCCUACACCCCAUCACCCCCCAAAUUCGCCCUCCGCGCCACCGACACCCUCACCCAACGCUACUUCUCCUCCCUCCACCUCCCUUACUUCUCCCUCUCCCUACACGAAGCCCCCUACGCCUUCUCUAGAAAAGUAUCCCUCGAAACAGCCCUCAAAAUCUGGCGUUCCACCUACCAAUCCUCCCCCUCAUCCCAAUUCACCCGCUUCCUAACCUCCGGAGGAGGCCUCUUCCGCACCACCACCAUCCAAGCCCUCACCAUCAUCGCCACGGAACUCAGAUUCCAACUCCAAGAAGAGAACCAAAGUCUCGACCCGGUCCCUCUGCGACCGGAUCUCGUUCGUGUCUUGGAGGAAGCUAAAGCCUGGACUCUGGAGUGUAUGGAGUCCGGUGAGACGAAUACAAAGGGGUACCUCCUUACACAUGGUCUCGUUGCGCAGGUUCAGGGGUUGAUGCGUGGGGUUACUGAGGAGGAUAUGCACGGUUACUUGGUGCGAACGAUUGAAGAGAGUAUUGAGACUUGUUUGGGAAUUUUGGAGGAGAGGGCAUGUGAAGGACAAUCUGGGUUGGUGACGCCUUCGAAUGUGACGCCGGAGUUGGUGGAGGAUGGAUUUGAUUUUGAUUUUCUGGUGAGUAACUAAACUAACUUAUGCAUUGAUGGAUGGAUGGAUGGUACUAACAAACUUUGAUAGAUCCCCGGUGCGAUACUGUAUUCCGGGGAUGCGGAGAUGAUGAAUUGGAUGUGUUGCGAUAUGGAUUUUUCGGUGUAGGGGAUUAAAUGUGCUCCUUUAUGUUGAUGAGAU
Molecule: messenger RNA, 2710 nt
Organism: Aspergillus sclerotioniger CBS 115572
Lineage: Eukaryota; Fungi; Ascomycota; Eurotiomycetes; Eurotiales; Aspergillaceae
Exons: 3
Coding region: 407-2548 (713 amino acids)
Biological process (GO): regulation of transcription by RNA polymerase II; DNA-templated transcription
Cellular component (GO): nucleus
Molecular function (GO): DNA-binding transcription activator activity, RNA polymerase II-specific; zinc ion binding; RNA polymerase II cis-regulatory region sequence-specific DNA binding
Source: RefSeq, a predicted model, not a curated record